Molecule: messenger RNA, 1407 nt
Organism: Heterobasidion irregulare TC 32-1
Lineage: Eukaryota; Fungi; Basidiomycota; Agaricomycetes; Russulales; Bondarzewiaceae
Exons: 4
Coding region: 1-1407 (468 amino acids)
Biological process (GO): endocytosis; signal transduction; peptidyl-serine phosphorylation
Cellular component (GO): nucleus; cytoplasm
Molecular function (GO): protein serine/threonine kinase activity; ATP binding
Source: RefSeq, a predicted model, not a curated record
AUGGCUCCAAAACUACCGCUCAAAGUUCUGGAGAUCAUUCUCACCCAAAUUUAUCUCUCAUCUGUCAUCGAGCUCGAACAGAACAGCUCGAAGACAUAUGGAUCAGGUUCCAAAUCGCGCCAUUACUGUUCGCUCGCGCACCCUUGUUCGUCUGCCCGGCCAUCUAUGUCUUCGUUUGGCGAUCUGCGCCUGGUGUGCAGGGAUUGGGACAGGGCUUUCGCAUGCGUAAAACAUGCUUAUCCGUUCUUUCAAGACGUUGGAGACGUGUUCUAUCCAUAUUCAUGCUGGAUCAAGUCAAGGGUGCGUACCUGCUCCAUCAGCGGAAAAUAUAGGGUAUCUAUGACACUUCAGGCUGAUUGGGUUCAAGGCGUAUUCUUAGCGCUCGAUUACUCAGGAUCGGGAGGAUGCAGUGCAUCCCGUCAAGUAGUCAUCAAGGUGUUUCAACGCCCCACUCCGGAGAUGGUGACGGAGCGGAUGAUCUACAAUCAAUUUCGCCCGUUCGAGCGCGCCGACGGGAUCCAGGAUGGCAUUUCUACCAUGCUCGAGACCGGGUACGAUCCGAUGUGUGGUGUGAACUUCAUCGCGAUGCCGAGACUAGGGCCGAGCCUUGAACAUCUCAUCAAGCUCAUUCCAGGCGGUCGACUGACGCCGAAAAUGGUUGUAGCCGUAGCGUUCCAGCUGAUCUGUCGCCUAGAAGAGCUCCACAGACGGGGCGUCGUCCAUAACGGAAUCAAACCUGGAAACAUAUGUCUGUGUUCGGAGUCUGCAGCGCACUCGACCCCCGGCACACUCUGCAUCAUCGACUUUGAUCUUUCGUAUACACUUCCCGGUCCAGGGAAGAUUCCGAGGCAUACAGAUCUCAAAGGGAACAAGUCGUUCCUGUCUCUGUGGGCACAUCAUGGAAUUACUCAGUGCCAGCGGGACGACCUCGAGUCUCUCGUCUAUCUGCUCUCGUAUCUUCAAAGGGGUCCGCUACCGUGGGAGCGGGACGCUCAGUUGUCUUAUUACGAUGAGUACCAGCCACCUCCACAUAUCUGGCAGUUGAAGGCUUUGACGAGCGCGAAGGAUUUGUUCGAGGAUAUGGACGAGGCAUAUAUGCACUUUUUUAAGGAGGUGAAAGCGCUGGCAUUCGCGGAGGUGCCAAACUACGCGGCGCUGAAGGGACUAUUCCGUGACGCGUGGACCAGGUUGGUGCCGGGGGAGGUGGAUGUUUCGGUCAACUGGUGGGAUGUAUUGAGAAGGCUUCUAAAGGGGGAGAGCCUCAGCAGCAUCGACGCAGUACCAAGCCAAGCAGAGAUCCUAGAUCUCACGCGACUACCAGUCUCCAAGGACAUCCAGAGCAUGAGCACAUCGAGUAUGACGCCUCCGGACGGCACAGAGAUCCGGACUCCGUCGAAGCCUGUUUGA